Molecule: messenger RNA, 1871 nt
Organism: Bradysia coprophila
Lineage: Eukaryota; Metazoa; Arthropoda; Insecta; Diptera; Sciaridae
Product: regucalcin-like
Biological process (GO): L-ascorbic acid biosynthetic process
Molecular function (GO): gluconolactonase activity; calcium ion binding
Source: RefSeq, a predicted model, not a curated record
AGUCGAUUUAUGUGGGACAGUAGUAAUUUGUCUGCUCGAUAACUAACAAUAGAUCUAAUCUUGUGGAAUGUGAAUAAAUUCUACAAAACCCAAUUCCCGAGUGCUGAAAUAAAACUUCCAGUUUCCAAUUAACACAAGAAACGUUAAGUUGAAAUCUGUUUUCCGAGUGUUUAUGGAAGAUUAUUUCAAGUGUGUGUGUAAAGCAAUUAACGUUUUUCUUAUCUGUUUAUCAUUGCACUUGCAACUAUCAAGGGAAAAAUACAUUGUUCUGGCACAACUGACUGUUUGCCAUGGACUGACGUAAAGAUUCUGCGCUUUUCAUUUCAUUUGAAUAACUUAUAAGAAGCUCAUUCACUUUAACAGCUGCAGUGAAAUUAAAACUCUAGUUUUUGAACUAGAGUGUUCCAUUAGAGUAAAACAGUGAGUCUGUCUGUGGAUACAAUUCGCAUCGAAAAUAAUUGGAAAGAAGGUAAAAUAGUAAAAUUUUAGUUAAAUAUAUGGGAAUGGGAUGGGAUGUAUAGAAAGAAGAGAGAGUCAGAAAUUGUUAUAUUCGACAUUCGUUUGUCUGGCUUUUUUUCCAACCGCAGCCUAAAAUUUUUGAAAACUCUAUGAGUGCUGCUAAUGGAACGCUCUAUUCCAAAAACCGUAAAUUUAUCGAGUUUUCUUGUGCUUUCUUACAAAUCUUAGACAAUUAGCAUUUCAAGGUUAGAAUUUUAAUUGUGAAAGUAUUGAAAUUCCUCUCAGAAUAUGGGACUGCAACAACUAUGCUCGUCUCGACGUGCCCGUGUAUUGGGUUUGAUAUGUGCGGCUAUUAUCGGUGUAGUUGUAAUUUACAUUGUCUUUACGCUAUUGACUGGCGGCGGAAUGCAAUUUGCAGUGGAAUUAAUACCUUCACCAAGAACCCGAGUUGGUACGCGGUGUCAUUGGGAUGUAGCUUCGCAAAGUUUGUACUACUGCGAUGUUAAUGGCAACGAUUCGGCCAUUCUACGUUAUGAUUACAAGGAAGACAAAGUUUAUGCGGCUGGAAUUGCUGGCGAAAAUGUGACUCCAUUUGUGAUUCCGAUCGCGGACGCUACCAAUGAAUUUGCAGUUGGGCUUGGUCGUCGGGUCGGUCGUGUUCAAUGGGAUGGCAAAUCACCGAAGGCUACUCUCAAGGGAAUUGUGUUCGAAGUGGACAGUGACAAACCGGGAAAUCGCUUCAAUGCAGCCAAAGCUGAUCCAGCCGGUCGAUUCUACGGAGGAACUAUGGACUCAGAUGACGGUUUUAACAAAGCUUCGGGGAAAGUUUUUAGAUAUGUUAAAGGCGAAGGUGUCACCAAGGUUUUGGAUAAUAUUUUCAUUUCGAAUGGCAUGGCGUGGGAUGAAAAGUUGAACCAAUUUUAUUAUAUCGAUACGGGCAGAUUUGACGUCAAAGGAUAUGACUAUAAUCCAAGCAAUGGAAAUAUUUCUAAUGAAAAAGUCAUCAUUGACUACAGCAAGAACGGUAAGCAUCCUGGGUUCGCUCCUGACGGCCUGACAAUCGAUACCGAUGGCAACUUGUACGUGACCUUUUUUGGCGGUUCUAGAGUGGAUAAAAUUGAUCCAAGGAAUGGCAAGAUUCUUCUAGAAAUUCCCAUUCCAGCUAAACAGGUUACUGCCGUAGCAUUUGGUGGACCAAAUUUGGAUAUUCUGUAUGUGGUAACAGCAUCGAUUGAGGACGAAAAAACGGAAUCGUCCGGUUGUUUGUACCGCAUUACUGGUUUGGGUACCAAGGGCUUUCCAGGCGUAAAAGUUAUUAUAUGAUUUAAUUUGAAGAUUUAAGCAAACCAGAAAAUUGGAAUGUAAAUGUCUGUACGAGAAAGGCAUUAAAUACAUGUUAGGUACGUCAAGAC